Messenger RNA from Dermochelys coriacea (leatherback sea turtle), 4929 nucleotides. RefSeq names its product importin 11 (gene IPO11). Gene Ontology annotation, cellular component: nuclear envelope; cytosol. Gene Ontology annotation, biological process: protein import into nucleus. The coding region runs from base 447 to 3491 and encodes 1014 amino acids. NCBI's taxonomy places the organism in Eukaryota, Metazoa, Chordata, Testudines, Dermochelyidae. The record is from RefSeq and is a predicted model, not a curated record. The transcript has 31 exons. Gene Ontology annotation, molecular function: small GTPase binding.
AGCUGCCCCGAGUGUGAGCGAACGCCCCCAGCCGGCGCCGCCGGACUCCGGACAGCCCGGCCGGCCGGGCCCCGGCGGCCUCGGGACACUUGGACCAGGGACCCCCAUGUGCAGCCCGUGAAAAGUCCCGAGAGAUCGCCAAAGUCCACGUCGAGGUGCUCGCCCGUUAGUUCCCUCGCCCUCCUGCCAAGCGGGGCACCGCGUUUAUCCCCCGUGGAAGCAUGUAGGAUAAAGGAUCAGACCUGCACCUCGGCAGGGAUAACUAGCGGAACAGAGGGGGUGAGAGGAGGAUGCUAGAGGAGAUUCCUCCUUCCUCCGGAAUUAGCCUUCCAGUUAGAGAAUUGCCAUCUCUUCUUAGAGGUCUUUGAAAAAGCAGGAUUUGGGACCCAUUCACAGCACCAUUUUUCACCAGAACUGGAGAAAGGACUGUCACAGUAGUGAUUUUCAUGGAUCUCAAUAGUGCCAGCACUGUUGUUCUGCAGGUCUUGACCCAAGCCACCAGUCAAGAUAGUGCUGUGCUGAAACCAGCUGAGGAACAGUUGAAGCAGUGGGAGAUACAGCCGGGUUUUUAUUCAGUCUUGUUGAAUAUCUUUACAAAUCAUACUCUGGAUGUAAAUGUAAGGUGGUUAGCUGUGCUGUACUUUAAAAAUGGAAUUGACCGCUAUUGGAGGCGUGUAGCACCACAUGCUCUUUCGGAAGAGGAGAAAUCUACAUUGCGUGCUGGGCUCAUCACCAACUUCAAUGAACCAGUGAAUCAGAUAGCCACUCAGAUCUCUGUGUUGAUUGCUAAAGUUGCUAGACUGGACUGCCCUAGACAGUGGCCAGAGCUUAUUCCUACUCUUCUAGAAUCAGUGAAAAUCCAAGAUGACCUCCGCCAACACAGAGCAUUACUUACUUUUUAUCAUGUUACUAAGACUCUGGCAUCUAAACGACUUGCUGCAGAUAAGAAACUUUUUUAUGAUUUAGCAUCUGGAAUUUAUAGUUUUGCCUGUUCCUUAUGGAAUCAUCACACAGAUUCAUUCCUACAACAGAUCUUUACAGGAGAUGAAGCUGCAGCUACAAAUUCAUUAGAAAGAACUCUGUUGUCAUUGAAAGUGCUUCGUAAAUUGACAGUUCAUGGGUUUGUGGAACCUCAUCGGACUGUAGAGGUGAUGGGAUUUCUACAUGCAGUAUUUGAGCGACUAAAACAGUUUCUGGAAUGUAGUAGAAGUAUAGGAACAGAAAAUGUAUGCAGAGACCGUCUGGAAAAGACUAUUAUUCUGUUCACUAAAGUGCUUUUGGACUUCCUGGACCAACAUCCUUUUUCAUUCACCCCUCUGAUUCAGAGAUCAUUGGAGUUUGCUGUAAGCUAUGUUUUCACAGAGGCUGGUGAAGGAGUUGCAUUUGAGCGAUUUAUUGUCCAGUGCAUGAAUCUCAUUAAGAUGAUUGUAAAAAAUUAUGCUUACAAGCCAUCAAAACAUUUCGAAGGUACUGCUGCUCUUUCCUCAGCAUGUUUUCCCAUUCUUGUGGGGGGGGGGGGGGCGGGAAAGCUUGCCAGCUGUGACACAACACUAACUUCAAAUGUUUUUAAAAAAGCCAUUUUAAAAGAUAGCAGUCCUGAAACUCUUGAAGCACAUAAGAUAAAGACAUCAUUCUUCACAUACCCAACAUUAAUGGAGAUAUGUAGGAGAUUAGUCUCUCACUAUUUCCUGCUAACAGAGGAAGAAUUGACAAUGUGGGAAGAGGACCCAGAAGGCUUCACUGUAGAGGAGACAGGAGGAGAUUCUUGGAAAUACAGUCUCAGGCCAUGCACAGAGGUUCUUUUUAUUGAUAUUUUCCAUGAAUAUAAUCAGACCCUUACUCCUGUGCUUUUAGAAAUGGUUCACAGUCUACAAGGACCUACAAAUGUGGAAGAUACUAAUGCUCUACUGAUUAAAGAUGCUGUCUACAAUGCAGUUGGGCUGGCAGCUUAUGAGCUAUUUGACAGUGUGGAUUUUGAUCAGUGGUUUAAAAAUCAGCUAUUAGCAGAGCUACAGGUCUCUCAUAACAGGUAUAAGUCAAUACGCCGGCGAGUAAUUUGGCUGAUCGGACAAUGGAUUUCUGUAAAAUUCAAAUCUGACUUGAGACCAAUGUUAUAUGAGGCAAUUCGUAACUUGCUUCAAGACCAAGACUUAGUGGUCCGCAUUGAGACAGCUACAACACUGAAGUUAACUGUAGAUGACUUCGAGUUUAGAACUGACCAGUUUUUACCGUAUCUGGAAUCCAUGUUCACUCUACUCUUUCAGCUACUUCAAGAAGUCACAGAAUGUGACACAAAGAUGCAUGUUCUUCAUGUUCUUUCUUGUGUGAUUGAAAGAGUCAAUAUACAGAUACGACCAUAUGUAGGAUGUUUGGUUCAGUAUUUACCUCUCCUUUGGAAACAAAGCGAGGAGCACAAUAUGCUGAGAUGUGCCAUUCUAACCACUCUAAUUCAUCUUAUUCAGGGAUUAGGAGCAGAGAGCAAGAACCUCUACCCUUUCCUACUUCCAAUUAUUCAGCUAAGUACAGAUGUUUCCCAGCCUCCACAUGUUUAUCUUCUGGAAGAUGGCUUGGAAUUAUGGUUAGUGACAUUGGAGAAUAGCCCUUGUCUUACUCCUGAGCUGCUGCGAAUCUUUCAGAAUAUGUCUGCCCUUCUUGAGCUAAGUUCAGAAAACCUCAGAACCUGCUUUAAGAUCAUCAAUGCUUAUAUUUUUUUAUCUUCCGAAUUUCUACAGGUGUAUUCAGGUGACCUAUGCCGAUCAUUUUGUGAGCUCUUAAAGGACAUAACUACUGAAGGUCAAGUUCAAGUGUUGAAGGUUGUGGAAAAUGUCCUAAAAGUAAACCCAGCAUUGGGGCCUCAAAUGUUUCAACCCCUUUUGCCAUCUGUGUUCAGGGGGAUUAUAGAGGGGGAGAGGUAUCCAGUGGUGAUGUCUACUUACUUGGGAGUCAUAGGUAGAGUUCUGCUACAAAAUGCAAGUUUUUUUUCACUGCUUCUGAGUCAGAUGGCAUGUGAGUGUGGUCAAGAGUUGGACCAGCUUCUUGGUAACGUAAUUGAAAUGUGGGUUGACCGCAUGGAUAAUAUUACCCAGCCAGAAAGAAGAAAGCUUUCAGCUUUGGCAUUACUUUCACUUCUGCCAUCAGACAAUAGUGUUAUCCAAGAUAAAUUCUGUGGCAUUAUUAACAUUUCUGUGGAAGGGCUGCAUGAUGUUAUGACUGAAGAUCCUGAAACAAGAACAUACAAAGACUGCAUGUUGAUGUCUCAUUUUGAGGAGCCCAAAAUGACAGAAGAUGAGGAACCUCCUACAGAACAGGACAAAAGGAAGAAGACGCUUGCACUGAAGGACCCUGUACACACUGUGUCGCUGCAGCAAUUCGUCUAUGAGAAGCUAAAGGCACAGCAAGAAUUACUGGGAGAACAAGCCUUUCAGGCACUUAUGGAAACAGUGGAUGCAGAAAUAGUCACACAACUACAAGAAUUCUUGCAAGGCUUCUAAAGAGUCAGAAACAAGAUUUUGUAUGUCUAACUCUCCAGUUCAAAAAUAGGAAAAACACCUAGCCUUCCUUCUUACAUACAAAAACCUGCUUAAAAGCUAAAAAUAACUUGUGUAAAAAAAUAAAGAAGCAGAGACAGUGAAACUGAUUUUUUUUUCUUUCUGAAGGAUUGACAGAAUAAAUGUAAAUUGGCUCCUAACUAGAGUUUACAAACCUGUUUCACAAGAGAGUGUAAUUUUAUAUAUAUGAGGAACAGCAUGAGGUAAUGUGUACAGUGAAAACAACUGCUUAAUUUACUGUUAAUAGAAAAAGAAAUGUUUUCAUUAUCUUAUAAUCAUGUGGGUUUAACAUUUUGAGGAAAAGUGAGGGCUAAUGUUGGACAUAUUUUGUGUAACAACAGCUCAAUUUGGCUGCCUUACCUUUUUAAUUGUUUAUUACACCAUAAUAAAAAAAACCCUAUUCUGCUCAGCCAUUUAAACAAGUGAAAUUAUUGCAGCAGGAGACUAAAAGACAUUGUCUUUAAUUGGAUUUUAAUAUUGUAUAUUACAUACAUCCAUAUACGUACAUAUCUAUAAGAUUUUCAUGCUUGGGGAGAUAAACACCAGUUUGAAAAGAAAACAGAUUUAUCGGCCAAAUGUUUUAUUUUCAUGAUACUGAUCCAUGUAUGGGUAAACUUGUUCAAAAAGGGAAAUUGUCUUAUUUUAUUUUCUGCAGACAUGUUUUCUACUUAAAUAUGUAGUGUAAGAACCCAAAGAUGUUGUGUAAUGCACUUCUGUCCUGUAUCAGAGACCCAAGUUCAUUUUCUGAUCCUAGUCUCUUUCUCUCAGGCUGGUGGGAGCUGAGUGUAUUUUGGAUGUAUACUACCAGCCUUGGGAGAAGUUGGGGUGAAAGGUAUGCUCUGUAUUGCUGAAUAGUGCCCUCUUCAGAAGAUUAAGGAUCUGAUCCAUAGCCCUUUGACUUCAGUGAGCUUUAACUUUGGAUCAGACACUAUGAAUGGUGAUGAGAAUGGUAAAUUAAGAAAGAUGGAGGAAGGAAUGUUCAGGGCUCUGUCUGUGACACAAAGGAAAGUUUCUGUCCAUCCCUCUUUCCUGUCCUCAUCCUCAGGAGAGAAAAAAAGUGGUUUUUGGUUUGGUUUUGGGUGGUUUGGUUUUUUGAGGGUUUGGGGGGUGCUUUACAUUUCCUAUCUUCCCUCUAUUGUCAAAACCCUUUUUAGUUGUGGAUUGUUGUAUUUUUGGUUGUUUUUUUUUUAAAGGAAACUGUUGAAAACAUGGUAGCAAAAUGUACAGUAUGAAUUUUGUAUAGAAACCUGGGUACAGUAUGUAACUGGAGAACCUACUGCCCCUUUGUAAUCUUAUAGACCCGAAAAUGUGCUGGAUAUGUUGAUUCUUCCAAAAAGACAAAAACAGUAAAGUUUCAAUUAAACUUUCCAAAGAUAUCUCA